AUGGGGUGCGACGUGAGCAAUUAUGACUCGGUCUUGGGAACUCUGGAAGUUAUUAUGAGGACGCACGAAGUACAUGGACUCUUCCACCUGGCGGGUCUGCUGAUGGACGUGAGUCUGACCGAGCAAACCCCGGAGACUUUGUCGAAGGUGUUGGACGCGAAGCUUUUGUCGGGCUGGAACUUGCAUCGGGCUCUUCAGCAUUUCCGCGAGCAUGGACUGCCGGCGGUUGGCGACGAGGAAGAGAGGUUGAUCGCUGAGCCGCAACACUUUGUGAUGUUCAGUUCGGUCUCAAGUGCAGUGGGUAACAUUAAGCAAUGCAAUUACAGUGCGGCGAAUGCGGGACUGGAUAGCUUGGUUCAAUACCGACGUCAAUUGGGUCUGCCAGGUGUGAGUAUCCAAUGGGGCCCAUGGACGGAGCAAGGCAUGGCAUUGGGCAUGGAAGCUGUGUUGGAGAAGGCUGGCAUGCGUGGACUGAGCAAUGACAUCGGACUGCGUUGUUUGGCGGAUGUGCUGCACGUGGUUCAAGCCUCAGCACCUGUGGUAUGUGUACAGCAAUUCCGUUGGUCCUCUUUCCUGCAGCGGUAUGAUGUGCCGCCCACGUUCUUCUCAAGUUGCGUAAAGGGCGCCAUGGGAGGAGUUGAGUUGUCGGGUAAGGUGGCUAAGAUGACUGAGGAGGAGCGUAAACAAUACGUGCUACAAACGGUCAUUGACACGGCCAGUUCCGUACUGGGUCGUACUGAAUUACCGCCUAUGGAUGCCCCGUUGCAGGAUCUGGGUAUCGACUCUCUUGGCGCAGUUGAAUUCCGGAACUCACUUCAGAACAAGCUUGGUAUCAAGCUGGCAGCGACUGCAAUGUUUGAUUACCCGACUCUUCGAGGACUUGGGGAGCAUAUCCACGCUCUGGUUGAAGAGAAGGUCGCAAUGGCAGCAGGUGUCUCGCGCGAGGUGGACGACUCAUCCUUCCUACUGGGAGCAGGUGUGGCGCAAGGCGGUGGCUUCGCUGCCGGGGCGGCUGCGAUUGUGGGUGCGAGUCUCUGCAUGCCCGGCGACUGUGUGGACUUGGACUCCUUCUGGGACUUCCUGUGUCAAGGUCGUUCGGGUAUAGUCGACCUACCGCUGGACCGUUUCGACGUGGAGGUGUUUUACGACAAGACCAUUUCAGCCAACUCCUCUAUGGUGAUUCGCCAGUCGGGCUUCAUACAUGAUGCUAUGGCCUUCGACGCUGACUUCUUCCAUAUCACGCCAGCCGAACUCCUUUCUACUGAUCCGCAACAGCGUUUGUUACUAGAGCAGACCUACUACUGCCUGCUUUCUGCUGGCUACAAUCGUGAAACGGUGGUGAACCAGGAGGUGGCGGUUUUUACAGGCUGCUGUAACUUCGACUGGCACUACUUAGAUCAAUAUUCCUCUUCUCCCUUCGCCGGUGUUGGUGGUUCAGGAAGCAUCGUGUCUAACCGUGUGUCGUACACCUUCGGAUUGAAGGGUCCUUCCGUGACAGUGGACACUGCGUGUUCGUCGUCCUUGGUCGCAGUGGAUGCAGCAUUGAGUAAGCUGCGACGUGGCACUCCUGAGGCUUUGGUUGGUGGUGUCAACUUGUUGUUGACACCCCACUUGUUUGCUACUUUUGGGCGUGCUCGUAUGCUUGCGCUUGACUCAAAGUGUAAGACCUUCGACGCUCGCGCAGAUGGAUAUGUCAGAGGUGAGGGGUGCGGUGUGGUCUUAUUGCAACCCGUAGAGGAGGCACGCCGACAGGGUCGCUUCAUUUACGGAAUCGUGCGCGGAUCGGCCGUUAACCAUGACGGUCGAAGCGCUUCUCUGACGGCACCUAAUGGCCCGGCACAGCAAGACGUCAUCCGAACCGCACUGAGGGACGCUGGAGUGCGACCAACCGAGGUGGCUUAUGUGGAAGCGCAUGGAACAGGCACGGCUCUCGGCGACCCGAUCGAAGCGGGUGGACUUAAAGCCGUUUACGCCGCAGGUAGGGACACAAGAAUGCCGUUGGUUGUCGGAGCACUGAAGACUAACAUCGGACAUUUAGAGGGCGCUGCGGGUAUAGCCGGUCUGAUCAAGGUCAUGCUGUGUCUUGAACAUCGCGAAGUGCCCCGGAACCUGCAUUUUGAGCAGCUGAACCCACAUAUUGAUGUGGAGAACUUCCCAGUCGUCUUCCCACAGGCGAACACCCCGCUUACUCAGCGUGGUGUGCUGUACUCUGGUGUGUCCUCUUUCGGAUUUGGUGGAACGAAUGCACACGUUGUGCUCGAGGGCGUCACCAGUCAGUUGUUGCCGUCGAUUGCGAAGCUGCAGGUCGACCGUUCGAUUCUCAGUCGGCGUCCGCACGCUGCCCACUACAAGGUACAUCCUUUCGUCGGCAAGACGGACAUCAAGCCGACUGGACAGCGUUGGUCGCGCUGGGCUCUCCGGAAUGACUUCUACAAUGUCCUGCUCAGACACCAUUGUGUUUUCGACCAGGUGGUCGUCCCUGGUGUGUUGUUGCUAGAGUCCAUUGCCGCACUUUUGCUCUGCACCAAUGUGGUCGAAUACAUGGGUGUGACCGUAAUCACACCGGCCAUGGUCACGGUCAAGAACAUGCUGAUUGAACGUCCUAUCAUCGUUCCGACACCCGUAGAAGAUGCGCGCGAGUACAGCAAGGUACGGAACGAAAUUCAGGCGGAUGGCAGUUUCACGAUCGACGCGCAAUUGACGGAGACGGGAACCAAGUUCGUCCCGAUCGCCUCGGGUCUGUUAGCUACAGACUCUGUUGACGGCGUCGUCUCUCUCGCAGGUACUGGGACGCUGGAACCGGGGGAUGAAGCGAACGACGAGAACCGGAAUGUGGGUGACGAGAACCGAAAUGCGGGCGAUGAAAACCGGGGUGAUGAGAAUAGUGGUGCGAAGGACUGGACUACCAAAGCCGCAGAUCCGGCUACUGCAGGUGGUAAGGUUUUACGGGAGGUGGACGCUGACUUCUUGGCAGCUUAUGGCAGCUGCACUUACGAUAUAAAUCCGACGGAGUUGUACGAACAGUUGGAGGCGGCUGGGUUGCGGUACGGGCCGAAGUUCAGGACGGUGUCCAGUUGUAUACAUUUGAACCAGGUCGAGCAAUACCGGAUCCGUGUGAAAGUAACACGAAAGUAG
Messenger RNA from Gregarina niphandrodes, 3135 nucleotides. RefSeq names its product polyketide synthase type I. Gene Ontology annotation, biological process: fatty acid biosynthetic process. The record is from RefSeq and is a predicted model, not a curated record. Lineage: Eukaryota; Apicomplexa; Conoidasida; Eugregarinorida; Gregarinidae. Bases 1 to 3135 code for a protein of 1044 amino acids. The transcript is spliced from 2 exons. Gene Ontology annotation, molecular function: phosphopantetheine binding; 3-oxoacyl-[acyl-carrier-protein] synthase activity; fatty acid synthase activity.